CCGCAAAAUUUGAACUGUUGAAAAAGGAAGAUACAGGAUUACGAUCAUGGCUCAACUUAAAUAUUAUAAGAGAACUGCCAUUGUCUAUAAAAAAUUACAAAAAGAGAUUUAAUGAAACUUUACCAUCCAUUGCAAGUUUGGCAGUGACUAAAAUAUACUCUAACCUUUCUUUAGCAACGAGCGCCAGUAGUCAACCAACCUUGUCAUCGACAUCGCGUGCCACAGAUAGUUCUGCGGAUGUAAAUGUAUCAGCUUAUUCAAGUUCUCUGAAUUCUAAAUCUUUUGCGCGGACUUUUUUAGAUAUAGCUACUCAAACCAGCUCACCCAAAGUUCAUCGUCCAUUAUCCCCACCCACGUCACCCAAAUCUAAAACGCCUAACAUCUUCAAUCUGAAUAGACGUGGUAGUAUUAGUAAGUCUGGUCGACCAAUGAUAAACAUGCCUCCAGCUGUGAUGAAUGACCCAUCUGCUAAUUCAACUCCCUUGUCUCCAAAAUCACCGAAAACCACUUCACCUAAACGUCAAAGGAGAUUUAGUUUUCAAGCUGUUUCUUCAAAAUUAUUAUUUGGAUCAACUAAUACAUCAUCUUUAUCUUUCCCGACUAUUGAAGAAAAGACGGAUACUAAUUUGUCCAAUUCAGUUGUCAUUGAUGAAGAUGCUUUAAACAGAUUAUGCGACGUAUUACCACACGCAGACAGGGAUGUCUUGAUAAAAUAUUUGCGUGCAGCAGGUGGAAAAGAUGAUUUAAUCGCU
Racocetra persica is the source of this 752-nucleotide messenger RNA. Lineage: Eukaryota; Fungi; Glomeromycota; Glomeromycetes; Diversisporales; Gigasporaceae. The record is from the annotation of a GenBank genome assembly.